This is a messenger RNA of Aspergillus pseudotamarii, 756 nucleotides long. RefSeq lists its product as uncharacterized. Lineage: Eukaryota; Fungi; Ascomycota; Eurotiomycetes; Eurotiales; Aspergillaceae. The transcript has 3 exons. The record is from RefSeq and is a predicted model, not a curated record. The coding region runs from base 1 to 756 and encodes 251 amino acids. Gene Ontology annotation, molecular function: oxidoreductase activity, acting on the CH-OH group of donors, NAD or NADP as acceptor.
AUGGGUGAGAAUGCCUAUCUCACAACAAGCAUAUUUGAGCGUCUGUCACUGCGAGGGCAAGUAGUUGUGAUUACUGGAGGUGCCCGUGGGAUCGGCCUCGCAUUGGCAUUUGCGAUUGCUGAGGCAGGGGGUCGUGUGGCAUUGGUUGAUGCUUCACCGAAUCCCCAUGAGCAUUAUGCCCUCUUGAAAGAAAAAUGCGCACGCGUUGAGUUUUACCAAAUCACCGCCGCUGGGAUCUGCCCUGACCAACGCUUUCUCGAUAGAAGCCCCGAGGGGGUUAAGAAAUGCCUCGAGAUAAAUUCUCUUGGGACCUACUACUCUGCGCAAUUAGCCGUCGAGCAUAUGAUUCGAAACCCCAGCAAAGAGGGUGAAGGCAGAUCCUCCAAGGGCUCAAUUAUAAUGAUUGCAUCGAUAGCUGCGCAUCAAGCAAGCAAAGACCAAUUCACCAGUGACUACUGUAUGAGCAAAGGUGCCGUUCUGUCGUUGACGAAGCAGCUCGGUGUCGAAUUAGCAGAACACCAUGUGCGCGUCAAUUGUCUUUCUCCUGGCUACAUGCGCACGAACCUUACAGACGUUCUACUGAAAGCCCGACCGGCCUUGCGCACACCAUUCAACGAGCAGCCGCCGAUGAAAAGGAUGGGAGACUGUACGGAUCUAAUGACUGCUGCAGUUUUCCUUUUGAGUGAAGCAAGUGCUUAUAUGACGGGAGCUGAGAUGCUGAUAACUGGUGGAAUGCAUGCGGGCCGUAUUGUUUAG